AUGGCGUGGUGGUUGAGCGUCACUGUAGAGUUGUGGCAACAGGCGGAGGGCGAGCCCGUGAGACUGAGCGGUCGAGCGAGGGCGUUCACAGUGCAAUCCCGACAAAGAGGACACAAAGCGGGCGGCGGUUUGACGUUAAAGCGAGAUGGCACUCUGGGGCAGGAUAUCCGAGCUAAGAGGCCAAAGAAGGCUGGGCCUGGCCAGGUCCCAGGUCCUGUUCAGGAACUAAAAGUUCGCUUCUGUAAAAAGCGGCGCGGCUCGUUGGAGAGGCGGUAA
Molecule: messenger RNA, 276 nt
Organism: Sporothrix schenckii 1099-18
Lineage: Eukaryota; Fungi; Ascomycota; Sordariomycetes; Ophiostomatales; Ophiostomataceae
Exons: 1
Coding region: 1-276 (91 amino acids)
Source: RefSeq, a predicted model, not a curated record